AUGAACUGGAUGAAAUGGGACGCAGCAAGGGCUUGCGGGCUGCCAGGCACCAUCCCGCCAUCCGAAAGUCCGUUGGUGGUGUCCAAAGGGGCAGCUGCUGGGCAAGCAUUGACCAAGAAAAUGAGGUAUUGCAACCUUUCAAUAUCUGGGAAUGGCAUGCAAGAGCAACCCCACCUGCACCGUGCCAAGAAUUAA
This is a messenger RNA of Chaetomium globosum CBS 148.51, 195 nucleotides long. RefSeq lists its product as uncharacterized. Lineage: Eukaryota; Fungi; Ascomycota; Sordariomycetes; Sordariales; Chaetomiaceae. The record is from RefSeq and is a predicted model, not a curated record. The transcript is spliced from 2 exons. The coding region runs from base 1 to 195 and encodes 64 amino acids.